AUGGCAAGUCCAGCCCAAUGUCUCUACUGCUUUGAGUGCCUGGCUGCCUCUUACAGACGUCAUGAGCCCAUUAACCUCGAAAAUGUGGAAGAACUGUGGGAGAGAUAUGAGCGAUCAAAGAAAAUAGGGUCCCUUCAGGACAGUAAUGACCUCGGUCCACAGGUCACGGUAGAUGAGGAAGAGAUUGAUACACCACAGCAUGAGUCAUCUCAUUCGAAGGAUAACCGGCCAAAUGCCAUCAAAUUGCCCAGUGUCAGUCGUCUACAGAGUCAGCCAUCCUCAGACCCGUCGAGCACCGCGACUACUCCGUCUGCCAUGUCCACCAGUUCAUCGCGCUCUAUUCUAUCCAUCUCCACCGCAGUUACGACUCCAAGUUCAACAACCACGGUUUCCGAAACGGCGGAAGGUAUACAAAGGAGGUCGAGCGAUCAACGCUAUCCACUGUUUGUGACGUGGGAUACUCUUUCGAAGAAUGGUCGCAAGUCCCUCCGCGGAUGCAUUGGUACAUUUGAAGCGCAGGAGCUGUCUGAUGGACUAAAGUCCUACGCUCUCACUUCUGCAUUUGAUGACACUCGGUUUAGCCCGAUUCCCGAAUCACUUCUCCCAUCUCUGUCGUGUUCUCUAACUCUCCUGGGCUCCUUUGAACCCUGCACAAAUGCAUUGGAUUGGUCAGUCGGUGUUCAUGGUAUCCGUAUCUCCUUCAUCCAUCGUGGCCGUCGUUAUGGCGCGACAUACCUACCAGAUGUGGCGGUAGAGCAAGGCUGGACGAAGGAGGAGACCCUAGAAAGCUUGAUGCGCAAGGCUGGCUGGAAUGGACAGACAACGGGAAGCGUUACAAGGCGUCUGCUCAGGGGAAGCAGCAGUACCAGCCAUUCUGAGUCCGGCAAACCAUGGGAGCAGGUUUCGGACUUCCGCGUGGUUAGAUAUCAGGGUCUCAAGGCUAGCGCGAGCUACGCGGAAUGGCAGGACUGGCGCCAAUGGGUUUUGUCUUUGGAGGAUGGAAGCGAAGAAUUGCUACAUUCAACCUCCCGAUGA
This is a messenger RNA of Aspergillus clavatus NRRL 1, 1035 nucleotides long. RefSeq names its product AMMECR1 domain-containing protein. The transcript is spliced from 2 exons. Bases 1 to 1035 code for a protein of 344 amino acids. NCBI's taxonomy places the organism in Eukaryota, Fungi, Ascomycota, Eurotiomycetes, Eurotiales, Aspergillaceae. The record is from RefSeq and is a predicted model, not a curated record.